Molecule: messenger RNA, 14912 nt
Organism: Porites lobata
Lineage: Eukaryota; Metazoa; Cnidaria; Anthozoa; Scleractinia; Poritidae
Source: the annotation of a GenBank genome assembly
GCUCGGUGAAUCCGAUAAAGUUUCGAACAUUUCCGAAUACUUGUCGAUGUGAAAGAUUCGGAAAACAUUCCCGUCGUUCAUUUCGUAUUAAACAUGGCGGCCGUUGCCGGUUGACUAGCAGCUAAAUACAGGAAUUGCACCGACCUGUGAUUGGAAGAUAAAAAUAGUAUUUCAGUGACGAUGACGUGACAAUUCGUUACGUUAGCCGUUUCAAGAGUAAUGGUUUUUACACGAAAAAGACAGUCCACAGGAAAAUACAAUAAAAUAUUAAAUAUUUCUCAAAGACAAACGGUGCAGUAUUCUUUUGAAGUCGGCUGACUAGCUCGCUAAGAGUCAAUGUCCUAUCGAAGUUGAAGUUCAACUGUCGCAAAUCGGAUAACUUCACUGAGUGAUUCUGAGAUGAAACCUUUUGUCUGCAUCCACAUUGAUCUUAGAUUUUACCACUUACAUAUUGAAGAAAAGCCAUAAACAGAGCUUCAAUGUCCACGUACACCCGACUGAACCUCGGUGCGAUUCCUGCAGAUACCGCUGUUCAUACUAAAUGCAGGAAUUGCACCGGACGCGUUCUCGUCCCCAGAGUCACUCUAAGUUGUAACAAAAGAGCACGUGACCAAGAAAGACGGGCUCUGGGAACGAGAAUACACCGGACGCUCAUUGGUCGAAUGCGCAACUUGGCAUAAAUUAAAUAGCCGCGGGAAACUUUAAUUGAUUUUCUCGCGUUUUGAUUUUCGCUUGAUAGGACAAGACUUAGGCCACUGGAAAUAACACAUCACUUGUAUUCGAAGUUAAAUUAUACUGAAGCAGGGGUUAUAGGAUCCUGACUAAAGGUCAUCUAAACCUCGGGCUGAUUGUUCUUUGCCUUUUUUCUUUUACUGCUUGACUUUACAAGUGUAACAUGCUCUCCUUGGUGAGUAUAUCGAAUCUGAAAUACCUCAGCAAUGUAAAAAUAAUGGUCACCUAAACAGCCUGGUUAAAUCCCAUCAUGUCCUUUGGAAGAAACAAAAAUCCCCUUUUCAGCAAACCGAAUAAUCAUUGCGUUUCAGCACGUAGCUGCGAGGACCAUUUGACCUGCCACAGGGGUGGGUGGGUGGGGUUGAGUUUUCGCAGAAAAAAGUCUGUGGAGAAACUAAAGACGAGUCAAUGCUUGUUUUAAGCUAAUAGAGUUACAUGUCAUGUUCACUGCAAAAUUUAGGAAAAGGCGGUCCACCUGUAAGAGUUUGCUGAAAUUAGCUCUUGUAUUUACACUUUGUGUACCUGUGGAUAACAUUUCUACAUUGAUUUAUAUUUUUAUUCAUUUUUUUUUUGGGGUGGAGGGAGUUGAGGGCAGUCAAUGACUAAACACUCAUCUGAAUGAAUCUGAACUCUAUUCCAUGCAGGCUGGUGACUGGCAAAAGUGCAGUAAGCAAGUAACCUCUUCUGCCCUUACCAGCCAUACCAGGAGAGAGGCCUUUGAAUUCAAUUUACCCCCACAAAAUCCCCUCGAAAUGCUGAUGGUGAUGUUGUUGUGUCAGAUUCUCCAAGAAUUACAACAAACCCCUUUUCAUUGAAAAAACAAUACCACCGUUUAGUCUGUUAACAACAUGGGAUAAGCAGCUAAGCUUCUGGCAGAAAGAAGAGAAGGGUUACUAUUAUCUGCAGCAUGGCUCCCAAUGUUUUGGCAUAUCUGAUGUUAAAGAUAUGUUAAAAGUACAUUAUGCAAGGGAUCUACAAAGGGCCGUCCAAGCAGAAUUAAACUGGUUUUCAGAACCAUACAUUAAACCACUGACUGUCCAAAUGUAUCCUCCAGAAAGUUCCAUAAAGAAAUUUCAGGAAAUUCUAUACUUGAAUCGUUUUGAUUAUAUUAUUCCAAACUAUGACAUGACACCAAAUGAAGUGGCUUCUCUCUGUGUCACACGAUGGGUUUUAAGUGACCUUCUUGACAGUAUUUACACACAUAUGUACUGUUUCAUGCACUCAAAAACUGUUUAAUUUGGUUUCUGUACAUUUGAAAUCUUCUGUUUGUUUUAAAUUUGCUUUUUGUUUUGCAAAACUACUACCAGGGAUAAUCAACUUUUUGCCGGCUGUGAAAUAUAGCCCCAAGCUGUGAGCAUGAAUGUCUGGCUUUCUUAGCAUUAUAUAAAUCAUUGCCGAAAUGUUAUCUAGGUAACAGAUAUAUACGUUGGCUAGUUUAUACAUAAGCUUAAUAUAUGUAUGUUGUGGUUCAAUUUUGUCCUUGGUUUAUAUUUUCCUUUGUUUUUGUGUAUGGUAAUCUAUGAUAAUGAGUUUACAAUAAAGGAAACUAAAAUUUAAACCAAGGAUCAAAUUGAACCACAACAUAUACACUUAUAUAAACAAACUGUGUUAUUUUUCCUUUAAAUUAUUAAUAACAAACAAUAAAUGCAUUGUUCCAGGAAAUAUCCAUAGUCCCUCCAAGGAUGGUAUUUUCCUUGGGAUGCCCCCACCAUUCGGGAAAUUCCACGUUAAUUUCAUACUUUUCUUUAAAAAUCUUGGUUUUCAAACCCCCUCCCUUCAGAAUUUUCCUUGGGGUUGGUGGGUAUGUUUAUUUUCUGGAACCACACAAUCCAAAUAAAUUACACUAGCCUUUUGAGGGAGAAACUCCUGUAUAAAAGUUACAGGGAUUGCUUGUCUUCUAACUUAUCAAGUUGUCUCAUCUCAGUAAAGGCAUAGAAAUACACAGAAUUUGAUCUCACUUAAUUGGUAUGUUUAUAUUGGGGGUGGAAAGUCAGUAAAUAUAGAAAUAUCCAUUUACAAAAGCCCUGCACAUACUUUACUGCUAAUAGUGUUGAAGUGGACUCCUCGAGGGGGUCAAAGAAAGUCUUUGGUACACUAAAUUUUCUAAUGAGCCGCCCUGUGCCUAUUGUAUAGAACCCCCCCACCGGCACACUAGCUACAAAGUUAAAUAAAAGUUAUGUCACUUACACAGUUGUUCCCUGUGAUUCCCUGGUACCUCUAUUUUGUGUUCCCAAUAGAAACUUUAGCAUGAUUCAUUGCAUGCCCUCCAACAACAGUAUUAAUUUUUAAUACAGACCUUUGUCGCAAGACUAUAUUGAAAAGGGAUCGAUGUCUUGUCGCGGUUCAAAAAAAAAAAAAAACUCUGGGGACGAGAACGCGUCCGGUGCAAUUCCUGCAUUUAGUUUGAACAGCGGUAUCUGCAGGAAUCGCACCGAGGUUCAGUCGGGUGUACGUGGACAUUGAAGCUCUGUUUAUGGCUUUUCUUCAAUAUGUAAGUGGUAAAAUCUAAGAUCAAUGUGGAUGCAGACAAAAGGUUUCAUCUCAGAAUCACUCAGUGAAGUUAUCCGAUUUGCGACAGUUGAACUUCAACUUCGAUAAGACACUCUUAGUGAGUCAGCCGACUUCAAAAGAAUACUGCACUGUUUGUCUUUGAGAAAUAUUUAAUAUUAUAUUGUAUUUUCCUGUGGACUGUCUUUUUCGUGUAAAAACCAUUACUCUUGAAACGGCUAACGUAACGAAUUGUCACGUCAUCGUCACUGAAAUACUAUUUUUAUCUUCCAAUCACAGGUCGGUGCAAUUCCUGUAUUUAGCUGCUAGUGCCGGUUGUGUUCGUUUAUGAGUUUUUCCAGAUCUCGUGCAGGCGUGCAAGUGAGUGAUUGUCUAGACUACAUAUUUCCUAAGGCGUUUCUGAAAUAGUAAGAUGGCUUGUAGUCGUCGAGCCUUAAAAUCGCUCAUUGAAGGUCCAGAAUUCAGCUUUCGUAACAUUGUGAGGUCCUGCACUGCUCGCUUUUUCUGCGAACAUCCAUCGCCAAGGCUUUCAGCAAAGGCCGCAAUACCUCCUUUCGGAGUUUUGCUCGAUAUCGAUGGAGUUCUUGUUAGAGGCCGGAAACCUAUUCCGGGAGCAAGGGAAGCCCUAGAAAUGCUCCGACAGUCAGAAGUCCCAACGGUGUUUUUGACGAACGGUGGUUGUGAAUCGGAGAAGGAAGCUGCUGAACGACUUUCUGACAAGAUCGGCUUUGAGGUUAGGUAAUUCCUUUUGUUCUAAUUUUUAAUUGUUCCCUUGGUAGCGGUUUCACAACAACUUAAUUAAGGAUUUAUACUUCAAUCCUAAACUUCCAAACUGUCUCAAACCUCUCCCCACCCUCCCCCUUGUUACCACAUUCUUGUUUGCAACCACGUGACAGACCGAAUACAAAAAGAGUUUAGUUGCGUUGUUCUUGUCAAUCAAAGAGUGAGAUGAAAAUAUUAAAAAAUUGCUUGUCCUUUAGCCAAGCUGUUGCUGACGUUUACUAGCCUGGGGCAGUUGUGCAGGCCUACCAACCUCCACUUUUCCACUUAUUCUAUCUCAGAAAAUGUUUCUUGCCUGUGAAUAUUUAAGAGAUGCUAGCCUGACAGGUGGUUCCACUAGCCCUAGGCUUUUGGACAACACUUUUAAUUUGUGGUGUCCUGAAUCAACAUGGCUAUCAGACAUCACAUGCAAACCAGCAAUUUCAACAGUUUAAUGAGGCGUUUACACUGCAUGCUGCAUAAGGCUGUGCUCUAGCAGAGCCCGGUGACUCAUGGUUCCUAACUUUUGUUCUUGGGGACUAGAAAAUCUUAGCUUUUUCAUAGAAAUCAUGUGGUGGGAACACUGGAUUUCACAAGUUCAGAGCACUGGGCUCCCUUCAAUUUUUCUUACAGCACAGCCUUGCUGCAUACCAACAUCUCUUAUUUCCUUUGCUGUACACAACAGGUCCCAAUUAUUGUUUAUAGGGUGAAUAACGCUAUCCACUGGUAAAUUUUCUUUCCAGCAAAUAAUGCAAUUGUUUCCCCCUAAUCAGGGUUGUCACUAAGAUUUCAAGUUGCCGGGUAAAUACAACAAGUAGGCGGGGAAUCAAACGGCUAGGCAUUUCUUGCGGUUCUAUUUUUCUUCUAUUUUCCAAUAAAAGUAGCUGGGGGCCACUCUCUUAGUAGCCGGGGAAAAUCCCCGGCCCCCGGCUCUUAAUGACAACCCUGCCCUAAUACUCGCGGUAUCUGCUGGAUGGUCAUUUAUCCAGUGGAUAGCAUCAUCCAACUUUUGAACAACAGGGGCUAGAUGACUUUAUCUGAUGAUUUGUUGUCAAACAGGAGCAGCCAUCUGGUUGCAUCAGCAAAUUAUGAGUGUUCUAAACAUGACCAGUCAGUGAUUUCAUCAUGAUUUGUUACACCCGAGUCAGAGAAAAUGAAAUAUCAAUGUGCGCAAUCGAAUGUUGAUGCACUUGUUUUGUCUAAAUUCUAAUAAUUGAAGUGAAAUAAAAAACUCUCUUCCCUAAUUUCAUGAGUUUACCCAUUUGAUUACCUAGUAUCUUAAACUGGUGACAAAUUGCGCUGACAAUCAUGGUUUUUUUACUUAUUUAUCAUAUUGAGAACUUCAUGCACUAAAAACGUUUAGGGCAUUAAUUUUGGCUUAAGUUCACAAGUUUCUGAAUUUUUUGACAAAAUACCUGUUAGAAUCCCUCUUGAUGCACUCUUUUGUGUGUCUAAAUUGUUUUUUAAUGCCCUGACUUCUAUAUUCAUAAAAGUUUUAAAACUUCAAUGCCAUCUUGCCAGAAAAUUUUUCAGCUCACCCUGGAUUCUGGGACCUUUCUUUAAAUAAAGGAAAUGCUUUUGCAGGCUACUAUAUCAAUGUUUUAAAAUAAGUUACCCUUGGUUACGAUCUAUUACAGUCGAACCUUCCGUCAGCAACCACCCAAACUGCAAAGACUGAGUGGUAGCUUACAGGAGGUGGUCGUUUACAAGAAUUGAACCACAGGGGUUCAUUCAGGCACAUCUACUUUAUGGAAGAUAAUUUAUUGCUUGCAAUGUCUAAGUUAGGAUAUGUGUAGUUCAAUAUUGUCACUAAAGUUCUUCGUAUAUUCUAAGUAAUAUAGUGCAUGUACAGCAAAAAUAGAGAUCAGAGAAGGCAUCAAGUGGUUGUUUAUAAGAGAUUAGAAGCAAUGGAAAAUCAUUAACCAUCAGGCCCAAAAAGUGGUCACGGUCGUUUAACGGAGGUGGUUGUUUACUAGAGGUUCCAACUAUAAGGCUUUGACUGGGACAGUUUUGGUAUUUUGGAUAAGUGACCUAUGGGAGGUGGUUCGACUGUAUAUCUAUAUAGAGAGGUACAUGUUAAGUGGACAAUAGACAAUAUAAACAUGUAGGAAUCAGUUAUACUAAUGGUUCUCUGAUCAAUCUAUGUGUACAAUUAUGUUAAAGAUCAAAAUUAAAUUCAGGUUGAAAUUAUUUUUUUUAACCUGGGGUGAUUCUCAAUUUCCUCUAUCUUCUAGCCCUAAUUAUUCAUGAAUAAGAAUCAACCUAGGUCAAAGAAUUUUAACCUGGAUUUAGUUUUGACCUGAAACAUAUAGUCUCUAAAUCCUUUUGUUCAUUGUUUUUUUUUUGGUUUGGAAGAAGCCAAUAGCCUUCUAUUCAGGAGUGUUUUACUGAGAACUAAUGAUAACUUCCCCACAUGGUUUAUUUUGUAGGUCAGAGAGGAGCAGAUGGUUUUGUCACAUACUCCUCUAAAGAUGUUUGAUUGGUUACAUAACAAGCACGUGUUGGUGUCUGGACAGCUAAACAUUAAAGAGAUUGUUAAAGGGUAUCCUUGUAUAUUCUACUGAUUAUAUCAGAAAGAUAACUUAUUAAACUAAAGGCUGUUACUGGGUACUUAAUCAAAAAAGUAAAAAACAUCUGUAGGUGGAUGCAAGUUCAAGAAAGCCUUUAACUAAAUUUAUUUUUAAAAAACAAAUUAAUUUUAAGUUGCUUAUAAAAUUAUACCAGAAAAACAUCAAAAGGCCUCUCCCUCUAAUGAUGACUUCUAGUGAUUAGAACCAUUAUGAAAUUUUUGUUACAUUUAUUUUGCUAUGCCAUAAACAAUUUCCUGACAGUGUUUUAACAUUCUUGUUAACAAAAUUAUCUAUUUUCAUGGAUUUUUGUGGUAAAAAACUGUGUCCCCAAUGAAAGUUUCUUCUCAUACCCACCUGCUGAGCAAUUAAAAGUCUGAAAACUCUGGAUAAAAAAUUACUUUAUUAAAAGACAUUUUAUAAUGUUUUUUGUUGUUGCUGUUGUUUUCUUUUUUAUGGUAAAAUAAUGGAGCAUUUUUAGGCUGAUGGCAAAAAAGGUUUUACAGUUGACUCUCUCUUAAUGGCCACCUCUAAAAGAUAGACACUUUGGUAAAACAGACACCUAGAGUUGGUCCCUCCUUUUCUUUGCUGCCUUUAUUUGACUUUCUAAAAGACAGACAUCACUCUUAGACAGAUACUUGGUGACAGUCCUAAAGGUGUCUGUCUUAGAGAGAGUUACAUGUAUAUGUUCUGUUGUGGUGCAAUUUUAUCCUUGGUUUAAAUUUUAUUUUCCUUUAUUUCAACUCAUUAUUGUACAUUACCAUGCCCUAAAGUAAAGGAAAAUAAAAUUUAAACCAAGGAUAAAAUUGAACCACAACAUAUAUAUAUAUAUAUGUUUUACCCCCAGGCAUAGUCUUUAUGUAGCCAGCAGUUUGAACUAAUGAUCUCCGGGUUGUUGAAACUUGAAACAUAGAUAACUAGCUGCUUCUGCACAAUGUUUAUGUGCCUUGUUUUCCCUUGAUUAUGAACAACAGAUAUGGAUUUAGGAGUGUUUCAGAUAUAGAAGAUAUCAGAAGAGCUUAUCCUUUGCUAGAUAUGGUUGACAGAGAGAGGAGAUUUAAACCUGUGAGAGUGUAAUCUUUUGUAUUUUGUGACCUUUGGGGAUUUUAAUAAUAUUUAAAUAUUACGGUCCUCCAGUCUAAAUGGUGUGGACCUAUAAUUUGUAGCUAGUAUCUUGAGAAUCUGCAACUUUUGAUGUUUUUUUUUCUGUGGAAGUGCUUCCAAUGAUCUUCCUUUGUUUAUGAGUGUUCAUACGUGUAGCUGCAUGCAUGGAGAAUUUUUUUCUUGAUAUAUAACUGAACCUUUGAUUACUGGACUUGUAUGUAAUGUGAUUAUCUGGAAAACAUACAUUACAAUAGCAGUCUUAGACAAUAUUCACAAAAAAUAAAACGGACAAAGACAAAACAAAAAUCGUAAACUUGACCUGACCAUUACAUAUUAUAAAUAUAAGGUGCUGCCUGAUAGCCCAAGGCUAGUGGAUCAAGCAACAUUUCAGGGCAGCAUGUUUCAAUUACCAGCUGUUCAAUGGGCAAGUUAAGCAACAUCAUAGAAAAAAUGCUAGUGAAAAGGGGAGUUGGAUGGCUUGCACCACUUCUCCAGGCUACUAGUAAACUUCAGCAACAGCUUGCCCAAAAAUUAAUGGCAAGUGAUUUUUUAAAUUUUCAUCUCAUCCCAGUGAGGCAUACUCAUUUUUUCUUGAAUUUUGUUUGCUGACUGUUUGAAAAAGUUUUUUUUCUUUUUGUUACCAGAUUACCCAGUUUGUAAGACAAAUGUCAAAACAAAAGAUUUAACAGAUUUGAUUCAAAUUAUUAUUGUGUAGUGGGAAAUUAUUAUUUUUCUGUGAUAAUGUUUUCCUUUGCUUUCUGAUUUAUUCAGCUAGGUACCCCACCUGAGGAAUUGCCACCCAUUGAAGGUACGAAUAGUUGGAAUAAUGGCCCUUCACCAUGUUGGGUAGAAAAAUACCUUUACGGUCUAGUCUAAAUACAAUGAACUGAAUGCUUCUCUCUCAAGAAAAACUGCUGUUUGAAUAUUAUUAAUGUCAGUUCAAAUAUCCUUUUUGCCACAUUUACGCAUAUUCAAACCAUGGUGAGAUCAUGCAACUGACAAGUGAAUAAUAUAUAGUGAAAACUCUUGUAAGCAGGCACCCUUGGGACCUUAAAAAAGUGUUUAUUACUGAAGCUGGCUGCUUACAAGAAGUGGCCAACUACAACUAAACACUGGAAAUGUAAAAAAAAACCUGUUUGUUAGUGUUUGGCUAUAACUGUUGUUCUGACAAGAUUGUAGUUCAGUCACAAGCAUGAAAGCAGUGUUUUGAAGUGUAACCAGAUGUGUAUGUAUAAUUAUGUAGCAGCCUUAUACGUAAACACAGCAGUGUCUUAUAAAUCAAACAUAACAAAAAUUUAUUAUUGCUGCCCUUAUAUUUCAAUUCUAUAUUUAUUUGAAAAGAGCAUAAGCUGUGUUUCAGAUUUCCUCAGAAUUUUAGUGUGUGACAUGGUUGCCAUGCCAGGAAAAGAGGUUCUGCGAUACAUGUAUUUCUAGUUUAUUAAAAUACAAAAUUCAGAGGCAUAUGAGAUUUCAUUUCAGUUUUCCACUUUAGGGAACUUACAAAGAAAGCUAAAAUCUUUCUCAUAAACCCUGAAGUGUCCUCAGCCGCCUACGAAAAUUGUCCCCUUGUGAGAAUAUGAAAAAGAUGAGUUUGUAUGGGAGUUGAAACAGGAUUUUGUGAAGGCGGCCAUAAGUAUAGCUGUCUUCCUACGAGUGUCUGUUAAGAGAGCUUCCACUGUAUUUUGUACUGUUCCGCUGUUAAGACAAAUGCAACAUGGUUGAUGACUUCAUCACAUAUUUCAGCAAAGUGGAAAUCGUUUUUUAGCCAUUCAAGUGUUUGCAUUUGACCACAGAGCCUACAAAAUUUAAGGGAGAAUACUGCCAUUUCCAUAAUGUGUGACAAAACUGCGAAAUAAGUCUCAUUGCAAUAAUAAAACCACAGGAUCUUUCCUGUUUGCUUUCUUGUAGCCAUACUCUUGCUUGGAGAACCAGUGCGAUGGGAGACUCAUCUUCAGUUGAUCAUUGACAUCCUUGUCACUAAUGGAAACCUGCUGUCAAUUUCCCAGUCUCCCUGCAAGAAAUGUAUUCCAGUUAUAGCAGCUAAUACUGAUCUUAUCUAUAUGUCAGAAGUUCCUUUACCAAGGUAUGAUGAUGUACUUAAACAUAUAACUAUGAAUUACCAGAUUAUAAUGAGUUAUAGGACUGUAUGUAGUUUUAGACUGGUAGACUUCCCGUAGCUACGUACAUGUAUGGUUGUGAGGUGCAGACACUUGGAAAAAUGACCUUUUAAAGAAUUAGGCCCGGUUCAGACGCCGAACACUUCCCCUUACCCACCCCCCCUCCAAAUUAAAGAUGGGGAAAUGGCAUGUUUUGGCCUUUUGAUUUUAGGGGAAAGUGGCAUUUGCUCUUCUGUUUUAUUCUGUCCAAACUUGUAGUGCCAAUAUUUUCCCUAAUCUAUAAAACAUCAUAUAUUGCACCAAAUUAUUGACUGUUUCAGACAACAUUGCCAAUUUGUCUGGUCCUGUGGGUGUGCGCCUACUGUUACAGAGGUUUAGACUAAAUUAUUGAUACAUACAUUAUUAUACAUUAUUGAUACAUGUACAGAACACCGCUUGAUUAUUAUAGCUGUGGUAAACUAGCCUGCAUUCAUAUCCAUUAUAUUAUUAUCUUAUAGAUUUGGACAUGGAGCCUUUCUUUUAAACCUGGAGGUUCUUUACAAGGUACUAGACAUAUAUAAUAUUAUUUUCAAACUUAAUAGUGUCCCACAAUUGUUUAAUAAGUGAAACAGUUGAGCCACUAAUAAUGGAUUAUAGCUUGCUUUAAACAGAUUGAAGAGAAAAACUAAUGCCUUGCAUCCCUACUUAAUUUUAUAGGUUAAUACCCCAUUUUAUUAUUAGACAAAAGACAUAUAUAGAAAAGCAUAGCAGCAACUCACCUUUUUUACAGCUUGUGUACACUGAUAUGAAAUAUUUAUGCUUCAUUCUUCUGCAUCAUCCUGUUUGGUUUAUAAAAUGUUAUUUAGGGGUUUUGUCUUUGGAAUAGAGUAAUACUUGAUAUUGUUUUUGUUUUUGUUGUUGUUUUUUUAAUCAGAAAUUGACAGGACGAGAAUUGGUUUACACAGAAUUUUUGGGUAAACCUUUCAUUUCAAGUUACAAGUAUGCAGAACAUUGCCUCUAUCAAAACAGUGGAAGUAGCCGUGGGCAAAUAAAAUCACUUUAUGCUGUUGGGUAAGUAAAGAACAAGCUCAAGCGCAGAAGGCUUUACAACUUUUAGGUCAGUUAUUGAAAAUGAAGUCUAGCAUACAGGACUGCUUUGAGAAAAUCCCUGACCCCCAAGAUUAUGUUUUUGAUAUUUUAGGUAGGUAGAGACUGAGAUAGAUACAUGUAGGUUUGGCAUGGUGGUAGUAUUAUAUAAGAAGAACUCAAAUUAAGAUUUAUGGUACAAAUGCUUGAUAGUUGAACACUCACGACUCAAUCUGUUAAGUGUUUCUUAGGGCUUCAGUAUAUUGGCUUUCAGCAUUUGUGGGGCUUUUUUAAAUCACAAUGCCCAACUCCUCCCCCACCCCAAAAACAAUGUUUGACACAUGUAUCCCAAAGUUUUCCCAAGUUCAAAAACUCAUGUGGUUUCAACAUUAUUAAAGUGGGGAGGGGAGAAAGAACUGCAGGGCAUUUUCCAAUAUAGAGCAAUAUUUUGUGGGGACACCAAAAAAUUACAGAUUAUUACAAAUAUUGCUUCACUGAUCCAAAGGCUUUUGUCCAAUUUUGUGACCUACCACUGGUUUCACCAUGAAAUGACAUGUGAGAAAAAAACGCAGAAAUUUCAUACUGAUGCCAAGUGACUACCCAGAUCUUGGUUGUGCUUCUGAUUGACUGAAGCAAAUUUCACACACUGUACGACCAAUCAGAAGAAUCACCCAGAUGGAUAGUGAAGUAUCAUCAGUAUGGAAUUUCUGCACUCAUUUCUUAGGGGCCUUUUCGCAGGGGAGCCAGUGGUGACAUCACGAAAUGUCGCAUGUUUUCUCAAGCUAGGAUUGAAGUCACAAUCCAGUCACUGUUCACCUGACCAAACAACCCUUAGCAGUUUUAAAACACCAUUUGCAUGAUGAAAUCAUUUUACUACUGCAACCAGAAUCCUUCAGGGUUAUGCUUUCUUGUGCAAAUUAGGUCUUUUGUUAUUUAAACCUCGCUGGGAUUAGAAAAAUUAAAUACAAAAGGAAAAACAAAAAGGAUUGUGGCCGUACUAGAAAAACGACACCAUCAUGCAAAUGGCCUAUUAUUUUAUUGAUCUCUAACAUCUGCUUCUCGUUCUGUUAGUCAAUAAACUGCGUUGCCCAAGUCUCUUUUGUUACGAUGAACACUUACUAUAGAAAAUUUUGUCCAUAUUUUGCAGUGAUAACUUGGACACAGAUAUUUAUGGAGCCAAUAUGUGUAAUGAGUAUGUAAAGGCAUUUCACGAAUCCAAUGGUUCAGGUACUGAAAAUCAACUUAGAGACCUCACUAGUUGCCAGGAAAAACAUAGUGCAGUUGAAUGGUCACCAGAGGUAAAGAACAUUGAGUCUAUUUUAGUUCAAACUGGAGUAUCUUUACCAAGUGAUAAUAAUCUCACAACCAAUGAAGGAGCUCGAUAUCUUCAUCGGGAUUUAGAUUUUCAACCUCGAUUCAGAAGAGCUAAACAUGUUGUAGAAAACAUUGCUGAUGCAGUUGAACUGAUCUUGAAAGAAGAACAAGAAUGUUCCUAAUACUUGAUAAGUUCGUUUUGGAAAUUGUACAGUCUGCAGUUUGCCCAUCAUUCUUCUGAUUCUUUAAUGGUUCCUGAGUAUCUCAGUACACUAAAAACAUCAGGUUAUGAUGUGGCAUGAAUGGAAAAAAACAUUAGUUAUCUAGAUUCCUGGCUUGUAUUAUAAAAAAAAUUAAUAGGGAAGUAUUUUCAAAUUUUUUAUCUUAUUUUUAUUGCACUGUCAAAAUAUACCCAUUCAUAUUACAACAGUAUUUAUGAUAAUGUUAUUGAUGCUUCAGCACAUACAAAAUCAAUGAGGUAGUUUUUCAAAGAUUGUCUUUAAUGUCAACUAACAACUCUAGAUCAUCCAGCAAUAAGGAAUUAAUAAUGUUAUGAAUUAAACUCAGUACAAGCAUCUUGUAAAAGCCUAAUUCCCCUGCUUUUUCACCCUUUUUUUUUGUUUGAUGUUUUAACAUAAGUCCUUUUUUUGUUUCUGCUAUCUGUUCAAUCUGAGAUUAUAAAAUAUUUAAGAGUUAGAGAAAAAAAAAACUUUUUUACCUCUCCCUCUUCUUUAUUAAUGAGAAAUGUGGAUGGCUUUUCACAACCUCAUUCCCAGGUUCUCUCUCCUACCUGUCGAUCUCUCUCACGCUCUGUAGGAACAGGUAGGAAAGAACCCUGGGAACGUGGUUGGGCUUUUCAUACCUUUGAUCUGCAACUGUUACAGUGAAAAAAUAUCACCAAUAACAUAACUAAGGCAAUGGUCAAGCAAAUGUAGCUGAAUUAUUGAAGAUUUUAUAGGAUAGAUGUAGUCAAACCUUGGACAGUUGACUGUGUUGCUGGGGAAAGAAACUCAUACAUUUUCCCUAAAUUCAACCCGCUUUAUGUGGAUACCCUGUUAAUAUGGACACUUUCUAUGGCCCCAUCAGUGUCCGUAUUGUAUUUUAAAUGACAACUUACCAAUGAUAAUCUCCUUUGCUAAAGAAUAGAACUCAAUAAUAAGUUAGUAAUCAAAGUAAUAAUUAAAAUCUAAUCUUAUUAUUUUAUUAUGCAGUAAUUGAGUGAUCAAAUUUUGUUUGUUUAUAGCAGCCAUAAAAAUAAUUAAUUUUUAAGUUGAUUUGAUGUUUAAUAAUAAAAAAAAGGAUCUAGUCAAACCUCACCCAGACUAGUAGCCCGUCAUGAAAUUAGCUUGCCUCACUAACCUUGAGGAAAAUGUGAGACUACUCGCAGUCUAAACGAUUGAGAUACCUCUUUAGUAUGGAUGGCUCUCUUUGUUCCAAAGUUUCCAAACUUCAUACAAUUCCUACCUCUUUAACACAGUCACAUCUGUAAUGCCAACACUUAGCUCUGCCCUGUUUAUGAACGUAUUUUUACCUUUACCAAGAGUUAUCCCUGCAUCUUAUGUCUUACUGUAACAUUGCUUAAAUAACUUGCUAAGGACAUGAGACUUUCGGAAAUGAUUGCCUAGUUAAAAGAGUCUUGAUUGUUAAGCAAGUUCUCUUCAUAGCUGCAAUAGCUGCUUUAUGGAGGAUAGUUGGGAGAAUAUGCCUGCUGAUAUUGGGUUUCAGAGAAUUCUCUCACAGAGACCCACAGAGGAGGGUAUAAUAGAAGUGAAGUAAAGGGCUUGUAUGAAUGGUGACUCCACAGGAUUUUAUCUCAAGUUAUGUCUUAAGUAUUGAUCUCCGAAAUGAAAAAAUGAUAUUAUUUUCUCUAACUUAUGUAAUAUUAUUAUUGUAAUGGAAAACAUUUUGUCAUAAUCUACCGUAAAUUUUAGCAUCAUUGCUCUUUGCUACUCAGUAAUGUAUGAUUGUAUUGGUUGUCAGUUGUAAUAAUUAGUAUCGACAAGUGACAUUAUUGUCUUCCUUCUGGUAGGAUUGUGUGAAUAAAGUAUUGUUUCUAACUGGAACAGCUGCUAGCUACAACCGGCUCCAGGAUAAAAUCUGCUGCAUCAUAUGGACCAAAAACUAACAAUCAGAGAAAGAACACUUGGGACUUUGACAAAACCCAGCCCAUUGUUCCAUUUUGGUCUUGAUAAAAACAACUGAGAACAACACAUUUGUUCAGGAACAAACUAUUUCAUUACCGGGGAAAGCGUUGGGGACUUACCAAAACAAACUUCCUUUGUUUUUUUUAAUAUGACUAUCACAAAGCCAAAAGAAGAAAUAUCUAUUUUUGAAACUCAAGCUAUUGAAGAGAAUUCCUGCAAAAUAAAUCGCACACUGUCACACCCGCGCCUUGACAGAAAUAGAAUGAUCUUCCUCCCCAAAAUAGAAGGGCUGGGCCUUUCUAAGAUAAACAAACCUCAGUUUCCUUCGCAGCCGUGAUGUCCUUUCUGAAGAUUUGCGUGACAAUGGAGAUUUGGAGGAAUUCGACAUGCAUGCAAUGGCUCGUUGCGUGACAACCCACUAGAACAAGACAGUCUCAGACAUCUCUCAAAAAAUCGGGUGAAAAUUGGAUUUCUUUUGUCAACAAGUAUGCACGUAACAGCAAAAGAUCUCUGAGCCCAUAGCACUUUGUUUCUGGUCGAGGUGAUUUAUCUAGCACGUUUUUAUUGCUGUAACUUUUAGAUCACUUCGUGGGUGGGUCUUG